This is a messenger RNA of Aspergillus tanneri, 1518 nucleotides long. Its product is annotated as carboxylic acid transport protein. The transcript is spliced from 5 exons. Gene Ontology annotation, biological process: carboxylic acid transport; transmembrane transport. Bases 1 to 1518 code for a protein of 505 amino acids. NCBI's taxonomy places the organism in Eukaryota, Fungi, Ascomycota, Eurotiomycetes, Eurotiales, Aspergillaceae. The record is from RefSeq and is a predicted model, not a curated record. Gene Ontology annotation, cellular component: plasma membrane. Gene Ontology annotation, molecular function: carboxylic acid transmembrane transporter activity.
AUGGCUUCCAACGAACCCGCUGAUCCCAUCCCCAAAGGCUCUUGGGCCACCGCCAAACAGGCGUGGGGGGACCUGUUCAUCUGGAAGCAGCGUGUGGAAGUCACCAAUGAGUACGGGGAGACCCGAACCGAAUGGCAGGCUCCCGCUCCCAUCGAGAACCCAAUCAGUCUGUGCAUGCAGUUGAGCGCGCGCGACUGGCUGUUCUUCCUAGUGGGAUUGGCAGCCUGGACGGCCGAUGCCUUCGACUUCCACGCGCUGUCUAUCCAGACUGUCAAGCUGUCCAAGUACUAUGGCCGUUCCAAAACGGACAUCACGACUGCCAUCACCCUGACUCUCCUGCUGCGUAGUGUGGGUGCCGCCUUCUUCGGUCUGGCCGGUGACAAGUUCGGCCGCAAGUGGCCUAUGGUCUUGAACAUGAUCGUUCUGGGGCUGCUGCAGAUUGCCACCAUCUACAGUCACACGUUCCAGCAAUUCCUGGCUGUGCGCAGCUUGUUUGGUCUGUUCAUGGGAGGUGUGUACGGUAAUGCUAUUGCCAUGGCCUUGGAGCAUUGUCCGGUCAAUGCCCGUGGUCUCAUGUCGGGAAUCCUCCAGCAAGGUUAUUCGAUGGGAUAUGUUUUCGCCGCCUGUGCCAAUCUGGGUGUGGGCGGCAGCACGGAUAGUUGGAAGACCGUGUUCUGGAUCGCAGCGGGAAUCUCCAUCGGUGUCGGGGUUAUUCGAAUUUUCUUUCCCGAAUCUAAGCAGUUCAUCGAGGCCAAGAAGGCCGGACAUAAGUCGAAGGACGCCAAGGCAUUCUGGCAGGAGACGAAGCAGAUGUUGCACCAGGAGUGGAAGAUGUGCGUCUACUGCGUGAUUCUGAUGACGUGGUUCAACUACUACUCGCACACCUCUCAAGAUUCCUACACGACCUUCAUGUUGACGCAGAAAGGCAUGGUGAACUCGCAGGCGUCGCGCGCCUCUAUUCUCAUGAAGACAGGCGCCUGCGUCGGCGGCACGAUUAUCGGAUACCUGUCGCAGUUCUUUGGACGGCGGCGCGCUAUUAUCGUGUCGGCCUUGGUGUCCGCGAUUCUCAUCCCGGCGUGGAUCCUGCCCACGUCAGAGCGGUCGCUCAGCGCGACGGGGUUCUUCAUGCAGUUCUUCGUGCAGGGGGCCUGGGGAGUGAUCCCGAUCCAUCUGAACGAGCUCUCACCGCCGGCCUUCCGGUCCUCGUUUCCUGGUAUCACGUAUCAACUUGGAAAUAUGAUCUCGUCGCCGUCGGCGCAGAUCAUCAACGCCAUUGCGGAGAAGACGUUCGUGAAGGGACACUCUGGGGAACCGGCGCCGGCGUACGGGCCUACGAUGGGAGUGGCAACGGCGAUUAUUGCGACGGGGAUCGCGGUGACAACGGCAUUUGGCCCGGAGAAGCGUGGCCGACGGUUCGAGACGGCAGUGGCUGGGGUGGACACGGCAGUGUCGAAGGAUGUAGAGGCAGGGUAUGAGAUGGAGAAGAGGGUUGAGGAGAGGGUUGAGCGUGCUGGUUAA